Messenger RNA from Pseudozyma flocculosa PF-1, 3285 nucleotides. RefSeq lists its product as uncharacterized. The coding region runs from base 1 to 3285 and encodes 1094 amino acids. NCBI's taxonomy places the organism in Eukaryota, Fungi, Basidiomycota, Ustilaginomycetes, Ustilaginales, Ustilaginaceae. The transcript has 3 exons. The record is from RefSeq and is a predicted model, not a curated record.
AUGUCAGGCCAGCGGGGGGACGCCGCCGCCGACGAUGGCUACCUCGGCGAGAUGUGGGCGAACUUCCACGAGCUCAGGAGGAAGCAUGACGAGACCGAUGACCAACCUUUCCGCGCGCCGGGCACGAUCGAGAAGCGGGAGGCGAACGAGCGCUUCUUCGUAGCGUUCAUCGUCAAGUACCUCGACCUCGCCGACGAAUGGGACGAAGCCACAAGCGCUCGGCUCGCCAGGCUGAAGGACCCGGCGCUCGUUCGCGAGGCCAAGGACAAGGCCGUGACCGAGAACUACUUCUCCAAGGGCGGCAUUCCGCUUCCGAGGCCCUUCUGGAAGCUCGUCGCCCAGGCCUGCACCUUUAGCCGUCGCCAGGACCCGUACACCGCCCGGCGCAAGGUCAAGGAGGAGACCGCCGUGCAGCGGUUCAAGGGCGUGGUGACGCUCUACCGCCAGAAGGUGCUUCGUGAGCCAGGCAUCGAGAUCGUCGCCGAGUGUUAUGCCUUGAUCCGGAAGAUGCGCCUCGACGACGCUGAGCGCACCAUGGUCGCCACCAUGGGGGACGUCUACCGCUUCUUCCGCGAGGCCGUCUUCUCCCCGCUCGCCCACUACAAGCACCCUCUGGAGAGGCUGCAGCAUGCCAUCGUCCUGUCCUUGACGCUCUUUACGGCGUCGAGGCCUGGCGAGCUGGUCCUCUCGCCGGGAUGGGGCGAUGCUCUCAAGUGGAAAGAUGUGGAUUUUUUCCUCUGCUACGAUGAGGCCGCCGACAGCUUCUUUGUCACCAUCGAUACGUUCCUGCUCGUCACGGCCGCCAUGGUCGACGGCAUCAUUGUUGGGGUCAAGAGCUGGUCGGACCUUCUCGAGAUGGACAAGGACAUGUUCCUCGCUAGCGCCGAACAGCCGGCGGUCGGCAGCAACGACGCCCCCCACCUCCAACUCUCCGUCGAUCGCACCAAGGCCGAGACCUUCGUGCUGCGCGGGUUCGACCGAGGCGAGGACGGGGCCUGGACGCGGCACGACGAAAAGGCGUGGACCUCGCUCCAGGCGCAGGUGCUCAACCGGAGCAACCGCGACCUGGCCUCGAUGCCCCUGUUCACGUACUACUGCCUGCGGCGCGCCGUCGGGACCGCGAUCAACACGCCCGAGGUGACGGAGGUGGACGCCCAGAACACGCUUGGCCACCGUCGAGGCACCGCCACGUUCGCGCGCCACUACGUGUCGAAACGGGCCGAUAUCAACUUCCAGGACUUGCUCCUGGGCCGGUCCGAGUCCCACCGUUCGCUCAAGCGUCCCUCCUCGCUCGUCGUCCGGCGCGAAAGGCUGACCCUCGAGGAGGAGCGGGCGGCCUACGCCGCCUCCGAGCCCCUGCAACGCCUCGAGGCGGAUAUGGAUGAGCUCGUCGGCGAGAUCGAGGCCGACCAUGGAUCCAUCCCGGCCUUCCAGAGGGCGGCUGCGGCCGACCCUAGCCUCGAGGAGCGCGUGCGACGCCUGCAACGGCUCCGGAGGCGACGGCUCGUCCUCAUGGGUCACGCGUCCAUCGAGGCGCAGCAGGAGAAGGGGCGCAAGCGCGAAGCGGAAAAGCAUGCCAACCUCUUCGCCGAAAGCAGGACGCUGCUCGAAAAGUCUAGCCUCGCUGCUGGCCCCAGCGGCACCUCGGGAGGCAUCGCAGCGUCUGCUGCCACCUCGACCGCCGAUGCCAAUGCCCCGGCCCUGCCCGCCGCCGCCGCCGCCGCCGGUUCCGAGCACGUCGACCCCGCCUUCGACGAAGACGGUCGCAUGACGAACGCCGAGAUUGUCCGAAGGAUCCUUCGCGAUUCGGAGCUCGACGUCGACCCGGAGCUCGACCAAGAAACUGGUACCGGCGGCGCCGAGGUCGACUUUGGCCUUGCCGACGUCCUCGAAGACAUGGACACGACAGAGUGGGUCGCAGACGACGAAGACGACGAAGACGACAACGCCGGUGAAGACGUCGCCGACGUCGACCAGGAUGAGAUCGGCGACGACGAAGAAGCAGAAGCAGAAGCAAAAGCAGAGGACGACGACGACGACGACGACGACGACGACGACGACGACGAUGAUGAUGAUGACAACGAGGGCCACGGCAACCCGUCAUCGACCAAGCGCAAGAGGACCGGGACUGAUGCGCUGGACACGGGCCCCGGGGCCGGUCCCAAGCGCAAACGGUCAUCGCCUGACGACAAGGGCAAGGGCAAAAGCAAAGCCACCGACGCGCCGAGUCCUGCCGCACCCCGGCCGUUCUCGUCCAACCCCGACUGCCGAGCCUUGGUCCUCAGGUCCUGCCUCGACGAGAUCCGGCAGUCGACCUUCGGCGACACGCCGCCGACCGACUUCGGCAAGCUCUUCGAGGGCAAGACCGGCUGCACCCCCGACGAGGCGGUCGCUGUGAUGCUGGAAGGCUCCCUCGGGUGCCGAGUCUCCGUGUGGGUGAGCAGAUGCCCCGGAUGCGGCCAGCAGCCGCGCGGGGGCGGCGGCGAGGUCAAGGCCGUCGACCAUGUCAUGCACUGCUACGGUCCGAGGCUCGUCGAGGCCGUGUACCUGGCCGCCGCCGCAGCCACGAUCGACGAGACCGAGUGCCCCGCCGGCGCGUGCGCCGCAGCCCUGCCUCCCGCCCGCGACACGCUGGUGGGGGCCAAGGCCUACGCUGCCCACCUCGAUCAUCACCUGGGCCUCAGCGCGCCGAUUGGGCUGCUGAGAUGCCGGGCAACUCGAGACGACGGGACGACGUGCCCAUACGUGCCGGGACCCGACCUUACCCAGAAGUUCUGCGCCACCGACAACCAGAUUGCCGACCUCCUCUGUCAUCUCGAGACGGAACACGGCAUCCUUCGUGCUACGGAGGAGACGGUCACGUUCUGCAAGGUCCACAAAAACCUCGCCCCCCACAUCAACACCAUCCACGUGCUCCGGGCGGCGGCCCGGGAACGCGAGUGCUUCUGCGGAGGCAAGAUGGCGGCGGACGCGCUCGCAGACCACCUCAUCGCCGACCACGACAUCAAUCUCGCAGGACAAGCCGGGCGCAAGACGUUGAAGCUGACCAGGGGAGAUCAUUCGGUCCUUAAAGGCGUGAACAAGACCAACCUCGCCUCCUUCAAUGCCUUUGUGAAGGACCCGAAGCAGGCCAACGUGAACCUCGACGUCUUCAACAAGGUCCGCUACGGCUUCGAGCAGGCCUGGCGCCGAGACCAGCAAGCCGUGCUCUCGGCGCACAAGAGAACCUCCCAGGCUGCGAGGGAGAAGAAGCGAGCACGCGACAAGAAGGGCAAGAAGGGUUAG